UUUGUGUCCUUUCUGGUUCUGGGGGAGGUUGAUGGCGAGGUUCCAGUUGAUCCCCGUCAGAUUGAGCUGGACGGCACUUUUGGCUCUGGGCCACUUGACCUACCUGCUGGUGGGGGCGAUCGUCUUCCAGAUACUGGAGCGAGAGGCUGAGAGCAACAACCGAAACCACUUCCAGCUGGAGAAAUUGUACUUCUUGGCUAAUUAUACGUGCCUGGAUGGAGAAGCCUUGGAGAAAUUUGUUCAGGUGAUUUUAGAUGCCUGGGAAACGGGAGUGAAUCCUUCAGGCAACUCAACGAACCCCAGCAACUGGGAUUUUAGCAGCUCCUUCUUUUUUGCAGGAACAGUGGUCACAACCAUAGGCUAUGGUAACCUCUCCCCAAGCACUGUAUCUGGUCAAGUGUUCUGUGUGUUUUAUGCCCUCUGUGGGAUUCCACUGAACCUGGCGUUCCUCAAACAGCUGGGGAAGUGUCUCACCGUCCACCUCGGUCGACUCGAGAGGGGAAUGGUCUCAGUCGUUCCCCACAAGCAAGCAGUGGAGGUCAUGGCGGUGGGUUUGUUCCUCAUCACUGGAAGCCUGCUGUUUCUGGUCAUCCCUCCUCUGCUGUUCAGUUACGUAGAAGGCUGGUCGUUUGGAGAGGGCUUCUAUUUCGCCUUCAUUACCCUCAGCACCAUUGGCUUUGGAGAUUAUGUGGUGGGAACCGACCCCGACAAGGACUACAUCUCUGUGUACCGCAGCCUGGCAGGGAUUUGGAUCAUCUUCGCCCUCGCCUGGCUCGCCCUCAUCUUCAAUCUGGGAGCCAGAAUAAUGGAGCAUGUGUUUCUCCUGACCCAUCCAGGCUUCAAGAAGCAAGAAGAGGAAGAGGACGUGUCAUCCAGUAAACUAGAAGACUCCUCCAAGAUCUGACGCUGGACUGUAGACACAAAUCUACCAUGAAUACUGAGUUGCUGGAAGAUAGUUUGUGGUUGUUUUCUGUACUUGCUGUGUUAAAAUGGCAGCACAGUAACAUGAUUGGAUGGAGCAGCUAUUAGUUUGUUAGAAAAUACAGUUUUUGUAUGAUAUGUGCCCAUGUACAUACUGUAUAUUCACUCUGUGAUUCUGAAACUGGAAUAACAUUAAAGGCUUUAGUUUUGCAGUUCUACCUCAGUGAAGCCAAAGAGUUAGAAUCUUGAACACAUGUUUAAUAAAGUCUUGUACGGGGCAGGA
This is a messenger RNA of Acanthochromis polyacanthus (spiny chromis), 1204 nucleotides long. Its product is annotated as potassium channel subfamily K member 16-like. Lineage: Eukaryota; Metazoa; Chordata; Actinopteri; Pomacentridae. The record is from RefSeq and is a predicted model, not a curated record. Gene Ontology annotation, cellular component: membrane. Gene Ontology annotation, molecular function: potassium ion leak channel activity. Bases 32 to 904 code for a protein of 290 amino acids. The transcript is spliced from 5 exons. Gene Ontology annotation, biological process: potassium ion transmembrane transport; stabilization of membrane potential.